AUGGAGGAAGUCCGGCCGAGCGAGGCCAGGGUGGUUUCGUCGCUGGAGAUCGAGGACGGCGUCGCUCGGAGCGGCAAGGCCUACGAGCCUACCUUGCUGUUGCCGCCCAAGAAGAGGUCGCUGCUGCGGAUGUUCCUGGCGUGCAUGGUCUCCGGCGGCAUCCAGUACGGCUGGGCGCUGCAGCUCUCCCUGCUCUCCCCAUACGCCCAGGUGCAGCCCCUUGUGGGCUACUACAGCGACCGCUGCACCGCCAGGAUGGGCCGCCGGCGGCCCUUCAUCCUCGCCGGGUGCCUCAUCAUAUGCCUCUCGGUGCUGAUGAUCGGAUUCUCGGCGGACCUCGGCCGCCGCUUCGGAGACACCAAAGAGCACUGCGGCACGACCACCGGCUCUCGCUGGGCCGCCGCCACUGUGUACAUCGUCGGCUUCUGGUUCCUCGACUUCGCCAACAACACCGUGCAGGGGCCGGCGCGCGCUAUGAUGGCCGACCUCUCCGCUGGGGACUAUGGCCCCAACGUCGGCCAGGCCAUCUUUGCCGUGUGGAUGGCCAUCGGCAACAUCCUCGGAUACACCGCCGGGGCCAACGGCAAAUGGCACCAGUGGUUCCCUUGGCUGAAAACAGCGGCGUGCUGCGACGCAUGCGCAAAUCUUAAGGGCGCCUUCCUCACGGCUGUGGUCCUUAUUGCCAUCAGCAUGACGGUGACAAUGUACAUGGCCGACGAGAAGCAGCUUGACAAGGCUGAUGUCGAGUCCGCCUCGGGCCACGGGUGCAUCUCCGUCUUCGGCGACCUAUUCAAGAGCUUGAACAACAUGCCUCCAGUCUUGUACAAAGUGCUCACAGUCACGUUCAUCACCUGGCUCGCGUGGUUCCCCUUCCUCCAGUAUGACACCGACUGGAUGGGCCGGGAGGUCUACCAUGGCGUGCCGCAGGGUCCCAAGGCCGAUAUCUACAACGCAGGUGUCCGUGAGGGCGCUAUCGGCCUGCUCCUAUGCUCCGUUGUCCUCGGGGUCACCUCCUUCCUCAUCCCCACAUUGUGUCGCAAGCUCACCUCCAAGGUCGUUUGGUCCAUCAGCAAUUUCUUGGUCUUCGGCAUCAUGACGGCCAUGGUCAUUCUCAGUUUGGUCUCCACCAAGGGGUACAAUGCGUCCCUCACAGCCGGCCUCAACGGUCCCAACCACACGAUCAAGGCCCUCGCCCUUACACUAUUCGCGCUCAUGGGAAUCCCGCAAGCCGUGUUGUUCAGUGUUCCAUGGGCUGUUGCUUCUGAGCUUACAACCCAGGAGGAUGGUGGCGGCCAAGGCCUUGCCAUUGGUGUUCUCAACAUCGCCAUCGUCAUGCCGCAGCUCAUUAUCUCCCUCACCGCUGGUCCGAUAGACAAAGCUUUCGGCAAGGACAACACACCAGCAUUUGGCAUUGGCGGCGCAUUCGCCUUCAUCUGCGCGGUCCUCGCGCUGGUCCUGCUCCCCAAGACAAGAGGCACAUCAAACGCCGUCAUGGCCGGAGGACACUAAUUUAUAUGACGACAGAACUACAGGCUAUGCAGUCUGCACCACCAUCAUAUAUAGCAAUGUUUUUAUUAUAUGUGCCGAGGUCAUGUUUCUGUUUUUAUUUACACUGUUGUUCCUUCGUUAAAACAAAUAAGCUCUUUUGAUCCC
Molecule: messenger RNA, 1653 nt
Organism: Lolium perenne
Lineage: Eukaryota; Viridiplantae; Streptophyta; Magnoliopsida; Poales; Poaceae
Source: RefSeq, a predicted model, not a curated record